This is a messenger RNA of Ilex paraguariensis (yerba mate), 4137 nucleotides long. NCBI's taxonomy places the organism in Eukaryota, Viridiplantae, Streptophyta, Magnoliopsida, Aquifoliales, Aquifoliaceae. The record is from the annotation of a GenBank genome assembly.
AGAGAGAGAGAGAGAGAGAGCGGCGAGAGGGACAACUGCGAGAGGGGAAGAAAACCUUCCAUCAAAUCUGAGUUUCGCCGAGUUUGGCGGCUGCUGGUUGCCUGGGAAGAAGGGCUGAGAGGCUGGGCUGUUGCUGCUUGCCUGGAAAGAAGGACUGAGACCUGCGCGAGAGACGAAGAGCAAUUAGAGGAGGAAGAAGAAGAAGAGGGACUAUCCGUACUCACUUUUCAGUCGCGAAUCAAACUGAAUUGAUGAAUCUGCAAGUGGGUCUAGUCUGAUACUCCGGGUUGGGCCGAUACCUUGAACUGAUAUUUGGUUGUUUUGUAAGUUGGUCUGCUGAAGAGCAAUAAUGGAAGAGUUGAAACCCAAACCUAGGAGGGAAGAGUCAGAAAGGAAGGAUGAGAUGAAGAGUCAUCGCGACAGGGAGGGUCGUGAGCGCAACAGGGACAGGCACACUGCCAAGGACAAGGACAAAGACAGGAACCAUCAGAAGAAGGAUCGGGAGAGCCGGGCCUCGGAGAGGGAGAAGAGUAUUGACGACAAGUACAGGGAAAGGGAGAAACACAAGGAAAGACAUAGAGAUAGGGACAAGGAGAAAGAAAGGACCAGAGAAAAGGGUCGGGAUGAUGAAAGAGCUACAGAUAAGACAAAAGACAGAGAAGAUAGAGAUGGGGACAGAGGCAGGGAAGAUAAAGAGAGGGAGAGAGAGAAGCGGAGUGAAAGCAGAGAGAGGGAAAGGGAGAGAGAUCGUGAAGGUAGAGAGAGGGAGAGAGAAAGAGAGCGGGAGAAAGAAAGGGAGAGAGAGAAAGAGCGGGAGAGGAGGGAGAGGGAGCGUGAAAGAGAAAGGGAAAGGGAAAGGAGGGAGAGAGAGAGAGAAGAAAGGGAUAGAGAGAGGGAGAGAGAGAGGGAUAGGAUCCGGGACAAGGAGAAGCGUAGAGAAAUUGAAAAGGAUUAUAGUUUUGAGGAUGGCGAUGUUAGAGAUCGUGACAGAAAGCGGCGUAGGAGGGAGGAUGAUAAUAAGGACAGGGAGCAUGAACGGAGCAGCAAGUCCAACAGGAACAGGGAUGGGAUUGAAGAUGGUAGCCCUAGAAAAAGAAGUGAUGAAGACUCAUCAUCAGACAAUAAAGAGAAGACCCGAGAGGAGGAUCUUGAGGAAGAACAACGGAAGUUGGACGAGGAGAUGGAAAAGCGGAGGAGGAGAGUUCAGGAAUGGCAGGAGUUGAGAAGGAAGAAGGAGGAAUCUGAGAGGGAACAGGAUGGAGUUCCAGCUAACAAUGAUGAACCCAAGUCUGGCAAGACAUGGACCUUGGAAGGGGAUUCUGAUGAUGAUGAAGCUGUUCCUGAGGAGAAAUUGGACAUGGAUAUGAAUGCGGAUGAAGCUGCCAAGCCCAUAGAUGUAGAUGGAGAUGGCAUGGUGAUUGAUUCGGAGAAUGGGGUUGCUCUACCCCUUCCACAAAACCAGACUGAUGGGGCUGAUGGAGAUGACGAAAUUGAUCCAUUGGAUGCUUUCAUGAAUUCUAUGGUAUUGCCCAAAGUCGUGAAACUAAACAAUGUCGAGGCUCUUGCAUCAGAUGAUAAGAAUUCUGACUUGAAUAAUGAUAAUAGUGUCCCAAUUCAUGGGCAACAGCCUAGAAAACAAAUGAACAAGUCUAUGGGCAGAAUCAUUCCCGGUGAAGAUUCUGAUUCAGAUUAUGGGGAUCGUGAGAAUGAGGAAGAUCCUUUGGAUGACGAAGAUGAUGAUGAAUUUAUGAAACGGGUGAAGAAGACUAAAGUUGAGAAGCUAUCAAUUGUUGACCAUUCAAAAAUUGAAUAUCCUCCAUUCCGGAAAAAUUUCUAUAUCGAAGUGAAGGAAAUCUCAAGGAUGACUCCUGAAGAAGUUGCCGCUUACAGGAAACAACUGGAAUUAAAGCUAUAUGGAAAGGAUGUGCCAAAGCCAAUUAAAACUUGGCACCAGACCGGAUUAGCUACUAAAAUUUUGGAGACAAUAAAGAAGCUAAACUAUGACAAGCCAAUGCCAAUUCAAGCCCAGGCACUGCCAAUAAUUAUGAGCGGUCGAGACUGCAUAGGUGUUGCGAAGACAGGCUCCGGCAAAACACUAGCAUUUGUGUUGCCCAUGUUGAGGCAUAUCAAGGACCAGCCACCAUUGAUGUCUGGAGAUGGGCCUAUUGGGCUUAUAAUGGCACCUACAAGAGAGCUUGUUCAGCAAAUCCACAAUGACAUCAAGAAGUUUGCAAAAGUAAUGGGUAUCGGCUGUGUGCCUGUAUAUGGAGGUUCUGGUGUUGCUCAACAAAUUAGUGAAUUGAAAAGAGGCACUGAGAUUGUUGUCUGCACCCCAGGUAGGAUGAUUGAUAUACUUUGUACGAGUGGUGGGAAAAUAACAAAUCUCCGUAGGAUCACCUACUUGGUCAUGGAUGAAGCUGAUAGAAUGUUUGAUAUGGGUUUUGAGCCUCAGAUCACACGGAUUGUCCAAAAUACUCGACCUGACCGACAAACUGUACUGUUUUCUGCUACUUUCCCUCGUCAGGUUGAAAUAUUGGCACGCAAAGUGUUGAACAAACCUGUGGAAAUUCAGGUAGGCGGCAGGAGUGUGGUCAAUAAAGACAUAACACAGUUGGUUGAGGUGAGACCUGAAGAUGAAAGGUUCCUUAGAUUGUUAGAGCUACUAGGAGAGUGGUAUGAGAAGGGAAAAAUUUUAAUAUUUGUCCAUUCACAGGAGAAAUGUGAUGCGUUGUUCAGGGAUUUGCUUAAGCAUGGAUAUCCUUGCCUUUCACUGCAUGGGGCCAAGGAUCAGACAGAUCGCGAAUCCACCAUUUCUGAUUUUAAGAGUAACGUAUGCAAUUUGUUGAUUGCUACAAGUAUUGCUGCCAGGGGUUUAGAUGUAAAGGAGCUUGAACUAGUGAUCAACUUUGAUGUUCCCAACCACUAUGAAGACUAUGUUCACCGUGUUGGUCGUACUGGUAGAGCAGGCCGGAAAGGCUGUGCUAUCACAUUUAUAUCUGAAGAAGAUGCAAGAUAUGCACCAGAUCUUGUAAAAGCCUUGGAACUAUCUGACCAAGUUGUUCCUGAAGACCUGCAAGUUCUUGCAAAUGGUUUCAUGGCAAAGGUGAAUCAGGGACUUGAGCAAGCCCAUGGGACUGGUUACGGUGGAAGUGGUUUUAAAUUUAAUGAAGAGGAAGAUGAAGUGAGGAAAGCAGCAAAGAAAGCACAGGCCAAAGAAUAUGGUUUUGAGGAAGAUAAAUCAGACUCAGAUGAUGAAGAUGAUGGGGUGCGAAAGGCAGGUGGUGACAUCUCACAGCAAGCUGUCCUCGCUCAGGUUGCUGCCCUUGCUGCUGCCACUAGGGCGAAUACAGCUGCGUUGCCAACACAGGUCGCAGCUGCUCAACUGCUUCCCAAUGGUGGAUUGCCUGUUUCUCUGCCAGGGGUUCUUGGUCUAUCAGUACCUGGUCCAACUGCAGUUAUGAAUGGGACUGCACUGCCAAUUGCCGCCAAUGAUGGGGCAGCUAGGGCCGCAGCAUUAGCAGCUGCCAUGAACUUGCAGCAUAACUUGGCAAGGAUUCAGGCCGAUGCUAUGCCUGAACAUUAUGAAGCAGAGUUGGAGAUAAAUGAUUUUCCUCAAAAUGCUCGUUGGAAGGUAACACACAAGGAAACAUUGGGUCCGAUUUCAGAAUGGACUGGAGCUGCUAUUACAACUAGGGGGCAGUAUCAUCCACCUGGUAGGAUCCCAGGACCGGGUGAAAGAAAGCUUUACUUGUUUAUUGAGGGCCCUACUGAACAGUCAGUCAAGAGGGCGAAAACUGAAUUGAAACGUGUGUUGGAGGACAUCACAAUGCAAGCAUCAUCACUUCCAGGUUCAGCUCAACCAGGCCGCUACACGGUUGUGUAAGAACUAGACACGAUCUCUGUAUGGUGGUGUAUUAUUUCUUGCUCGGUAUACUAAAGUAGUUUAUCUAUAUCGAGUGUGGGAAUUGUUUAUGGUAGACCCAUCUCAUCUUUUGGCUGGUUGAAUGUAAUGGGACUUGUAUGUGAUCCAUUCUUUUUUGAAUUAUUGUAGUUCACUUACAUUUUUUCUUCAUAUAUGAGUAUGACUUUCACUUGAUGUAGAAACAUUAAGAGAUACUGGAAUUAUGAUGAUGCAUA